UUCUGCAUAGGAGUAACAUAAAUACAAGCUAGACAACAGCACCUCCUCCUCUCAGCUCUCAAGGCCCAUUAUAACCAAGUCAAGCCAGUGAAAUGAGCAUCACUUUGGUUUGAUUGAGUUUUAUUUUGUUCCUCUACUGAGUAAAUAACGUUGUAUUGAAGUCAUAUCUGUAGUCGGUCUGAGCAGGAAGUGUCGGGUCAACGUUUGGUUGUGCAGUUGGUCAGUAUGUGUGGAAGUGUAUCCAGACUUGCUCUGCUUCUGGUGCUGUGGGGUCUAUUCACAGCUGUUGACGUGACCCAAGAGAAAACAUUGGAGACAGGAGGAGCAGAUGCCACUCUUCUCUGCCCAAACCAAACUCUCACUGACAUCAUUACUGUAGUAUGUCACAAAAUAAGAGGUAUAAGUGAGGGUCAUGAGUGUAGAGUUUCACAAGACUUUGAAACAAAUCAUACCAACAGCUCUUGUGACCCCAGAGUCACACUGCAGAUAGAGAAUGACAGAGUGUUUCUACACAUCACCAACAUACAACCAUCUGAUGAAGGGAACUACACCUGUGAUUGUACAUAUUAUAAAGGCAGUUCUGAUAUAAACAUACAUAUUUCUGUCAAUGGAACCCAAGUGCAACAGGCCACAGACAACAGUCUCUUCUAUUGGGGGAUGAUAACAGGCGUUGCAGCAUGUGUAGCUGUCCUGGUGUUUGGUGGCGUAAUCAUGAGGAAAAUUCAUCUCAGGAGAACACAGCUACAAGUGUCUGGAACCGUCAACGAGGUGCCACAACACUGCUUGCUGUUGCCUGUUAGUCAGAUGAAGGCAUCUGGGUCCUCAUUUAUAACCGUUGCGUGCAACGGUUGCGUACAAUGCGUGCGCCAUUUCUGAAAAUACCGCACACGUACAAAAAUAUUGAGAUGUAUAAACUUGCCGGAUGCCAUACAUACGCAUGUUUCCCAUUAUAAAUCAGACCCAUUCUGAACCUGUUCAAGCGUGAAUGAGCAUUAAAAUCCGCCUGAAAAACGUCCAUAAUUGACCUUUUAUGGUGACA
Salmo salar (Atlantic salmon) is the source of this 1039-nucleotide messenger RNA. The record is from RefSeq and is a predicted model, not a curated record. NCBI's taxonomy places the organism in Eukaryota, Metazoa, Chordata, Actinopteri, Salmoniformes, Salmonidae.